GAUUUGUCAAGCUACUUUGGAAAUUUCACUAAGCAAUGCUGAUAUUAUAAAAGUGUUGUCUACCAUAAGUAAAGAUAAUGACCUCUAUCUUAAACCCAAGAAUUCUAUAAAUGCUUCUAUGUUAUAUGGAAUGAUAACUAUCAUUCUGGGAGCAUUACUAGGAAUCCAUGGUCUUCUUAUUGGUUUUUUUGUGCACUUCAUAGGAAUACAAUAUGAGAAAAAUAAUUAUAAACCAGUUUCAGAAAUUUUGUAUGGAUUCUCUGAUGAGAAGAAGGAAUUACUAUGCAGCAAGAUUAAAAAAAUAUUAAAACGCAGUACCUUUACAGAUACUUCUCAGCUCUUGAAGAGCAGUAAAUCUGAUAACAACUACUACUAUGAUAUUCGAGAUAAGAUGAUUGCAUUUUUGGCUUUAGAAUAUAAUCUGAUUUCAAAACCUAAACCUAAUAACAAGUAAUGUGCAACUACUUACAAAAUCUGUUGUUAUAUUAAAAUAACACUUUGUAACAUAAUUUGUUUUUUCCAAGUAUUCCAUCUAAUUAUAUAUUAUUAUUAAGGCGUCGAGCUGGCAGAAUCGUUAGCACGCCGGGUAAAAUGUUUAAUGGUAUUUCGUCUGCCGUUACGUUCUGAGUUCAAAUUCCGCCGAGGUUGACUUCGCCUUUCAUUCUUUCGGGGUCGAUAAAUUAAGGACCAUUUACGCACUGGGGUCGAUGUAAUCGACUUAAUCGCUUUGUCUGUCCUUGUUUGUCCCCUCUAUGUUUAGCCCCUUGUGGGCAAUAAAGAACUAUAUAUAUAUAUAUCAUUAUCUGUUAUAUUUUCUGCAAAGAUUAUCCAUAGUACUUUCCCUAAAUCCAAAGAUUAUCCAUAGUACUUUCCCUAAAUCUUGUACAAUCAU
This is a messenger RNA of Octopus bimaculoides (California two-spot octopus), 892 nucleotides long. RefSeq lists its product as uncharacterized. NCBI's taxonomy places the organism in Eukaryota, Metazoa, Mollusca, Cephalopoda, Octopoda, Octopodidae. The record is from RefSeq and is a predicted model, not a curated record.